AUGCCUACUCUCUCGCUGAUCAACUUCAACAUCGUCUGUGCGACGUUGGGGGGUUUUAUCUCCGUCUUCGGAUUGGUGUCCUAUUUGUUCAAGGAGAGGUUUUAUUUGUCUGAAGCAUUGAUCUCUCUAUUGGCGGGGAUCGUCUUCUCCCCCCAUGCGGCCAACUUCAUAAGGCCCGAAGAGUAUGCUCUAGGUUCGGAGCAGAACCUAGAGAAAAUCACUCUGUAUUUCACCAGGCUCGUUCUUGGGGUCCAGCUGGUACUGGCUGGUAUUCAACUUCCGAAACGCUACUUGCAGAUAGAAUGGAAGAGCCUGUCGCUUCUCCUGGGUCCAGGAAUGGCCGCCAUGUGGAUGUGUAGCAGCUUGGUGAUCUGGGCUAUGAUUCCCAAUUUUCAGUUCCUCCACGCGCUCAUAGUUGGUGCCUGUAUUACUCCAACCGACCCCGUCCUGUCCAACUCCAUCGUGAAGGGAAAAUUCGCGGACAAAAAUGUUCCCCGUCCUCUGCAAAGAAUCAUCGUUGCCGAGUCGGGAGCAAACGAUGGGCUUGGUUACCCAUUUCUCUUUUUCGGAUUGUACCUCCUGAAAUACAUUGGAAUGGAUGGUCAGGGCUAUAGUGGAGGUGCUGGCAAGGCAAUUGGCCUCUGGUUCUACGAAACAUGGAUCUAUACAGUAAUCUUGAGCGUCGUGUACGGGAUCGCCGUCGGCUGGGUUUCGAGAGAGCUGCUUCACUGGGCCGAGGAGAAACGUUAUGUUGAUCGCGAAAGUUUUCUCGUCUUUGCCAUCUCUCUUGCACUCUUUAUGCUCGGGACCUGUGGCAUGAUUGGGACCGACGAUCUUUUAGCCUGCUUCGUUGCCGGAAAUGUCUUCACUCAGGACGAUUGGUUUCGCCUAGAAACGAUGGAUGACUCGCUCCAACCGACUAUUGAUAUGCUUCUUAACUUGGCCGUAUUCAUCUGGUUUGGCGCUGUUUGUCCGUGGUCGUCGUUCGUGAACAACGGCAUCAUUCCAAUCUACCGCCUUAUAUUCCUGGGCAUUCUGAUUUUACUUGUUCGCCGGAUGCCGAUCAUUUUCGCUAUGCACAAGUACAUUCAUCAGAUCGAGCAUCUCUUUCAAGCUGGUUUUGUGGGUUUCUUCGGACCCAUCGGGGUCGGAGCCAUCUUCUACCUGUCAGUGACCCGUGAAUAUCUGCGUACAAUCACGGUGGAGGGCAAAGUCCGUGAGGACGCGCAGAGGGUCUCGGAAGCCGUUGACGUGGUUGUCUGGUUUCUAGUUAUAUGCAGCAUCGUCGUUCAUGGACUUUCCAUCCCACUGGUCAAAGCCGGGUAUCAUCUUCCUCGGACCAUCUCCAGCGUUCUCAGCAGCAGCAGCCCAACGGACCCUGAUCCGGUCCCCAUCGCGAAUAUCAGCCACACCCACAGCACGGCCACCCGGGGCCCGUCUGCCAACCGAGGCCGUAAGCGCGGCAAUGGGCGCGAACCCCCGGAACCUGCCGUCUUCCAGAUUGGCCGAUCGGUGAUUCGGCCAACGUCUUCUACGGAGCAGCCGCAGAUCGGGACAGGAAACGCCGAAGAACCUGCUAGACCGGUGAACCUCAUCAUCCAUGAUGCUGAAUCGGGCGCUAUUCCAGCUGUUGCUGCUCCGCCUGUCCAGAGACAAUGA
Molecule: messenger RNA, 1659 nt
Organism: Aspergillus viridinutans
Lineage: Eukaryota; Fungi; Ascomycota; Eurotiomycetes; Eurotiales; Aspergillaceae
Product: putative Na/H antiporter
Exons: 5
Coding region: 1-1659 (552 amino acids)
Biological process (GO): proton export across plasma membrane; regulation of membrane potential; sodium ion export across plasma membrane
Cellular component (GO): plasma membrane
Molecular function (GO): sodium:proton antiporter activity
Source: RefSeq, a predicted model, not a curated record